This is a messenger RNA of Salvia hispanica, 1594 nucleotides long. RefSeq lists its product as uncharacterized. Lineage: Eukaryota; Viridiplantae; Streptophyta; Magnoliopsida; Lamiales; Lamiaceae. The record is from RefSeq and is a predicted model, not a curated record.
GUGUCUGUAUGGUGGAGGGAAUUUAGGGACUGUAGCCAAUUUUGAGAGCGAAAGAUUGGAUUUUUAUGUGGUAAUGCAAGAAGGGUCUGUAGGGGUGUGUGUUCUUGGCUGGUUACAAAGACAUGACCAGCCCUCCGGUGGUCCCAACCGUGGCGCCCAUAAACUUGCAGACUGCAGAAAAAAUAGAGCUUUUUGGAAUUAUUUGGCAUUUAGACAUAUUGUCAACUGAUGAUGCCAUUGCCUGCCUUCUUUGUCUCAGUAUUUUGAUAGGUUAACUUAACUUAGCCUCUGGUAGGAAAAAAGGGGCCUUUUAAGUUAUUGAAAAGUUAGAUCUGAAUUCUUGAUUGUUUUAUUGUUGGUUCUACUUGUAUCAAUAAUGUGUUUAUGACAUAUUUGGAGGGGAUUUUGAUCUAAAUUCAGAGUCAUGAGAAGGAAUUCUGGACCGCCUUUUAGGAACUCGGGCGCCUUCACUAGCCCCGGGACGCCAGAGUAUGGUGAUCAGUUGCCGAAGACGUGGAGCUCUGAGAGGGUGCCAUUGCCUGCAAGCACUAGUAGGAGGCAUGUUUCUGCAGCUGCAUUGAUGCCCUUCAAUAGUGGGAGGACAGUGCCUUCGAAAUGGGAUGAUGCUGAGAGAUGGAUCACCAGCCCGAUCUCAGGGUUCGGUGCAGCAGCUGCUCAGAGACGGCCCAAGUCCAAGAGUGGCCCUUUGGGACAGACCCCGAUGGGACUUGUGUACUUUCCCAACUACUCACCCACUAUGCCUGUGCACGAAGGCGGGGCUGUGAGGAAUUUCAUGGCGAAUUCGCCCCUCACUACCGGCGUUUUGGUCCCUGAGGGUUUAUCUGUUCAUUAUGAGUCUGAAGUUGAUGCAAGAUCCCGUCCCUUGUAUGGUGAAGACGACAGGAGACAUGGUGCUAGUAUGCUCGGCUUGUCUGAUAUGCGUAGCGAAACGUCUGAGCCUAGUUCUCGAGACGACAAUAUGGGUGGCAAGGAAGAAGAAGCCCUAGUUUCAAGAAGGGAUAUGGCUACUCAAAUGAGCCCUGAUGGAAGCACCCAGUCAUCAUCCAAAGGCAGAUUAUCGUAUUCUACUCGUUCCUCAUUUCCUAUGCUAGGGAAAGACGACAUCAGAGAUGUCCAGGUAGACAAGGGCACCAAUACUUGUAGAGAAUUGAGGAAACAAGAUGUCAAAGAGAUGGAGUCAACUUGCGUAGGAGACAUACCUACAGCUUGGGACGUCACUGAGUCAUCCAGAAACAUGUCCAAGUUUCAGAGAGAGGAAGCUAAGAUCUCUGCUUGGGAGAACUUGCAAAAGGCUAAAGCCGAGGCUGCAAUGAGGAAACUCGAGAUGAAACUGGAGAAGAGGAGAUCAGCUUCGAUGGAGAAGAUAACAAAAAAGCUAAGAGACAAGCAGUCGAAAGCUCAAGCCAUGAGAAGCACUCUGUCAGACCAACCGCCUCCUCCAACACAUCGCAGGAGGAGGAUUUCGUGCUCUAUGUAUUUCAAGUUUUGCUCUAUUUGUAGCUGCUUCAUAUGCACCAAGAAAUGAACACUUGCAGAGUUUUUAAUCAUAUAAUCAAUGAGAAAUUAGUACUCA